Molecule: messenger RNA, 522 nt
Organism: Closterium sp. Yama58-4
Lineage: Eukaryota; Viridiplantae; Streptophyta; Zygnematophyceae; Desmidiales; Closteriaceae
Source: the annotation of a GenBank genome assembly
AUGUAUCCACAUUCGUAUGGCACGUGGAAGCCAGCCAGCCCGCCAGCCGCCAACGCGCUGCCCGCUAGCGUGCGUCUACCCGCACAGCAUACCCACCACCAGCGCGCCAGCAGCGCGCAGGAUGCUCCACAGCGCGCCAGCAGUGCUCAUUCACAACGUGCCACAGAGCGCGCAAGCAUGUACAGCGUGCACAGCACGUACUGCGUGGACAGCGCGUACUGCGUGGACAGCGCGUACUGCGUGGACAGCGCGUACUGCGUGGACAGCGCGUACUGCGUGGACAGCGCGUACUGCGUGGACAGCGCGUACUGCGUGGACAGCGCGUACUGCGUGGACAGCGCGUACUGCGUGGACAGCGCGUACUGCGUGGACAGCGCGUACUGCGUGGACAGCGCGUACUGCGUGGACAGAGUGUACAGCGCGGACAGCGUGCACAGCGUGUACUGCGUGCACAGCGUGUACAGCGUGUACAGCGUCGCCCGCACAACGCGCCAGCAGCGGGCCCCGCCACCCUGCCCAUAA